Molecule: messenger RNA, 1833 nt
Organism: Scomber japonicus (chub mackerel)
Lineage: Eukaryota; Metazoa; Chordata; Actinopteri; Scombriformes; Scombridae
Gene: lingo3a
Product: leucine rich repeat and Ig domain containing 3a
Exons: 1
Coding region: 1-1833 (610 amino acids)
Cellular component (GO): plasma membrane
Molecular function (GO): protein binding
Source: RefSeq, a predicted model, not a curated record
AUGGGGGUAAGCCUAGGCCAGGAUGUGGGCUGGCUCCUGCCUUUCUUAUUCUUGCUGGUGAUGAUCAUGGUGUCACCGACCCAGAGCCAAGGAUGUCCCCAGCGCUGCGAAUGCAUUGCAAAGCUCAAGACUGUGUCCUGUCAUGGUAAACGCCUCUCUGCACUGCCAGAUGGCAUCCCGUUAGACACCAAGAUCCUGGACCUAAGUGGGAAUAAACUUCGCUGGGUAGAGCAUGGUGACCUGCUCCCAUAUCCACGUCUUGAAAAGCUGGACCUGAGUGAGAACAUGAUCAGUGUCCUGGAACCAAACGCUUUUUCUAGUCUCCAGAAUCUGCAGUUGCUUUCACUCAGGGGUAACGAAUUGAAACUGGUCCCCAUGGGGGCUUUCUCACGUCUCUCUAACCUAACUUCAUUGGACCUUAGUGGGAAUAGGAUUGUAAUUCUUUUGGACUUUACUUUCCAAGACCUGAAAAAUCUAAGGAACCUGGAAGUUGGAGACAAUGAUCUGGUUUAUAUCUCUAACAAGGCCUUUUUAGGUCUAGUGGGACUGAGGGAGCUGACCAUUGAGAGGUGCAACCUGACCUCUGUGUCCAGCCAGUCUUUGUCUUACCUGCAUAAUCUGGUGACUCUAAAGCUCCGCUACCUCAGUAUCUCUGCCUUAGAGGACCAGAACUUCCGUAAACUGGGAAACCUGAGGGGUCUAGAGAUUGAUCACUGGCCCUUUUUGGAGUACAUUUCCCCUCACAGCCUGCAGGGGCUUAAUUUGUCUUGGCUGUCGAUUACGCACACCAACAUCACCUCUGUACCCACUUCGGCCCUACGCAGUUUAGCUCACCUCACCAGUCUCAACCUUUCCUACAACCCUAUUUCUGUCUUGGAGUCCUGGGCGCUGAGGGACCUUGUUAGGUUGAAAGAGCUGCAUCUAGUCAACACCAACCUAGUGAUGGUGCAGCCAUAUGCACUUGGUGGUCUAAGACAAAUUCGCCUCCUUAACCUCUCCACUAACAGCCUGGUGACCCUGGAGGAGGGGGCUUUUCAGUCUGUCAACACUCUGGAAACGCUGCGUUUGGAUGGAAAUCCUCUGGCUUGUGAUUGCCGCUUGCUCUGGAUCCUCCAGCGCAGGAAGACACUAUAUUUUGACGGUGCUGCCCCAGUGUGCAUGACGCCUGUUGAGGUGCAGGGAAGGGCUCUUAGUGCUUUCUCUGACUCAGCUCUCUUUGACCACUUUACUUGCCAGAAGCCCAAAAUCCGCAACAGGAAACUGCAGCAAAUAUCUGCCCGUGAGGGGCAGGUGGUGUCAUUCAUUUGCAAAGCAGAGGGUGAACCAAUGCCAGUGAUAUUCUGGAUCUCUCCUCAGCGUCGCCGCAUCACCACAAAGAGCAGUGGACGCCUAACUGUAUUACCAGAAGGCACACUAGAAAUACGGUAUGCCCAGGUAACAGACAGUGGAACUUACAUCUGCAUUGCAAGCAAUGCUGGUGGAAAUGACACUUAUUUUGCCACACUUACAGUGAGUGGGCUGCCGCUAGAUGCAGCCCUCAUGGCCAACCGUACCUACUACGCUGGGGACCUUAAUGACACAAAUCUAAACGAUACCAGAGUCUUCUUGAAGUUCACUCUGGACCUCAAGACCAUCCUUAUAUCCACAGCAAUGGGCUGUAUCAUGUUCCUGGGGGUCGUCCUCUUCUGUUUCAUUCUGCUGUUUGUGUGGAGUCGUGGGAGAGGACAGCACAAAAACAAUUUCUCAGUGGAAUAUUCCUUCAGAAAAGUGGAUGGACCUGCUGCCAGUGGAGGACAGGGUGGGGCACGCAAGUUCAACAUGAAAAUGAUUUGA